UUCAAAACUUGGGCGUGGCUAUCAGUUACUAAAUUCGUUAGCUUUGUAAACAUGAAAAUUACUAAAGAAAGUGGUACUAGCUGGAAGUACCUACUUACAAAGACAAGCGUUAUCAUCAUGACUUUGAGUUUGUCCAUCAGCGGAUCUUGUGCUGUGCAAGUCAGGUCAACGGCUAUACAAUCACGCUCGUCAAUUCUAUAUCCCAACUCUCCAUUUGAGACAAACAGCAUAGAAUGGAACAAGAGCAAUCCUGCUCAAUCCACCUCUGCUUUCAUCAAUUCUUCCAACAUUGAACGUACAGUCGUGAUCAGACCUACUUCUGUUGUCACAGACUUCACCUCUCUUCCAUCUCACUACCUCAAGCUUCUUCUCAGUGUGACCACUGAUGUAUUUGAUAAAACGUUAUUCUUGCAAGAGUUUUUAACUUAUUUGUCGUUCAACCCUGAAAACAUUGUAUUUCAUCCAGUCCCAAAUUCUAACAAGGAAAUAGCAGUAUAUGUACGUAAUGAUAUGAGCCUAACAACAGAAUUCAUCAAUAAUUUUGUAACGGUUUGGGACAAUGGCAAGAACAGAGAUGAAGUGUUCUCGACAACUGCAAAGCAGGUUGUUGGUUAUGCCAUAUUUCCAGAGACUGCACCACUUCAGUAUCUGAGGCUGCGUCUUCGAGUACCAACAGAUCAAUUCAAUCAGACACGUCUUUUGAUAGAAUUUUCUAACUAUGUAACAUUUACCCUUCAAAGCAUUGUUAUUAAAACAUCACCUGACACUGACAUGGAAGUCAGCAUGUAUGUGCGAAACAGUGAAAAACUAACAUCCGAGUUCAUCAAAAAUUUCAUUUUUGUCUGGAAUGAUGCAAAGCUGAGGAACACAGUGUUUAGUUCUGCAGUCAUACAACAAAUUGAAGGUUAUGUCAUGGAAUCUGAGGAGGGAGAUGGUCUCCCAGACUGGGGAGUGGCUCUAAUUGUUGUACUUACUGUAGUGACUGUUACAGCGAGCUUGAUCUUAACAAUUGUUUGUUGUAGAAAAAGCCAUGGAUCAAAAGACGGAGAACACAAAUUCAGUAAAGUCACCUUUUCAAGACUGAGCUGGUCUCAAAAUGACCAUCCAAGCAAAAGCAAAACUAGCACACUUAACAAUAAACUUCCGGUUCAGUCUCGAAGGCUCACAAUAUCAGGUCUAACUGAAGCACUAGAAGAUGAGGAACAACUGGUCAAAGAGUUCCAAACAAUUCCUCUGAUGAUGAUUCCCUGCAAAGACAUUCCUGCUGAAUGUCUCACCAAGAACAGAUAUGGACAAGUCUUGCCUACUCCUGAGACUCGUGUCCCACUGUUUCUACAGUUUGAUCAGCCAACUUCUGACUACAUCAAUGCCAACUUUAUUCAGGGAUAUAACAACAAACCAAAAGCUUACAUUGCCACUCAAGGUCCAAUGAAAUCCACUAUCAAUGACUUCUGGCGUAUGGUGUGGGAGCAAAACGUUAGUGUUGUGCUCAUGGCAACAAAUCUAGAAGAAGGAGAUAAGAUCAAGUGUGACCAUUAUUGGCCAGAUCACGAAAGCUGCAGCAUAAAUGGUACCAUGAUAUGUGAUCAGUUGGAAGUAUCACUGAUUAGCCAAGAAGAGACUAACUAUUCUACUGUCUCCAGAUUUCGUCUGAAUGAGAGAGAUACAAAAACAUGUCAUGAGGUGUCACAUCAUUGGUUCACAGCAUGGCCCACCAAUGGAGUACCUGAAGAUCCAUCCGAUUUAAUUAGUUAUCUAGAAGCAGCUUGGUCUGACACUGCAAAAAGCGAAGGACCUAUUGUAGUCCACUGUAGCAAUGGUAUAGGCCGUACAGGAGUUGUUCUGACCACUCACAUAGGAAUGCAGCAACUGGAAGAAUCCCAUAGUUGUGAUGUGUUAGAGACAGUGUGGAAGCUUCGCCAGGACAGAGGUGGACUAAUUCAAACUGAAGACCAAUACAUUUUUACUUAUACUGUACUAGAAGUUUAUGCCAAGCACCUGGAAAUGCUCCUUGAUGAGUGAUUCAACACCAGAACUAGAGUGUGGCUACAGCUUUCACAUGAAGUUAUACGAAAAAAAAAUGACAAAGCUAGUGUCUGGACACAUUUUUAAUUUACAAUUUUAUCAAAGCAAUGUACAAGUAGGUGUCAUACAAAAUGCUACAAACACUGAGUAGAUGCUUAGUUUUCUCUUUGUCAGAUAGUCUUUCCAAUAUUAAUAUUCAAUAGUCUGUUUCAUCAGACAGCAAUGUCAUGUACAAAA
Molecule: messenger RNA, 2262 nt
Organism: Corticium candelabrum
Lineage: Eukaryota; Metazoa; Porifera; Homoscleromorpha; Homosclerophorida; Plakinidae
Product: receptor-type tyrosine-protein phosphatase F-like
Exons: 12
Coding region: 52-2022 (656 amino acids)
Biological process (GO): signal transduction; peptidyl-tyrosine dephosphorylation
Cellular component (GO): cell junction; cytosol; plasma membrane
Molecular function (GO): protein tyrosine phosphatase activity; protein kinase binding
Source: RefSeq, a predicted model, not a curated record